This is a messenger RNA of Eimeria mitis, 504 nucleotides long. RefSeq lists its product as uncharacterized. NCBI's taxonomy places the organism in Eukaryota, Apicomplexa, Conoidasida, Eucoccidiorida, Eimeriidae. Bases 1 to 504 code for a protein of 167 amino acids. The record is from RefSeq and is a predicted model, not a curated record. The transcript is spliced from 3 exons.
AUGCGUUUAGUUACUUUGGGGCUGCAGCAGCGCCAGCAGCAGCAGCAGCAGCAGCAACAGCAGCAGCAGCAGCAGCGGCAACCGCAGCAGCAGGGAAGUGGAGAGCUCUUGCGGCUGCAUGCACAGCUGCUGCAGCUGCUGCUGCUGCAGCAGCUAGCAGCAGCAGCAUUCUGCCCUGACAUCUGCUGCUCCCCGCUGCAGCGCCAACGCUUUGCUGCUGCUAUACUCGAAGACAGUCCGCUCGUGCUGCAGCUUCUGAAGGAUGGUCUGUGGAGCCGCUGUGCAGCAACAGCAGCAGCAGCAGCAGCAGCAGCAACAGCAGCAGCAGCAGCAACUGGCGCAGCAGAUGCUGCUGCUCCCAAGCCUCCUCAAGAGUGUGUAGAACCAAAACCAGAGGAGGUCCUCACCGCAAAAGCAGGAUACAGUGAGAGGCUGCAGCAGCAGCAGCAGCAGCAACAGCAGCAACAGCAGCAGCAGCAGCAACAGCAGCAGCAGCAGCAGUAG